Oncorhynchus nerka (sockeye salmon) is the source of this 1478-nucleotide messenger RNA. Its product is annotated as regulator of G-protein signaling 21-like. The transcript is spliced from 5 exons. Lineage: Eukaryota; Metazoa; Chordata; Actinopteri; Salmoniformes; Salmonidae. The coding region runs from base 294 to 869 and encodes 191 amino acids. The record is from RefSeq and is a predicted model, not a curated record.
UUUAAUCUAUAAGAUGUGUCUUAGGAAAUAUUUGUAAAAAAAAAGAAGGGAAAAAUGUGUAAUAGGAAUUUUACAGGAAUGUAAUAUCCAUGAGUCAAAGACCUUGCGUCCUAGGGGAGUUUCGGUAAGCUGUGCCAAGGCAUCUAGGGGCCUGCACCAGCACACCGUAAACAUCACCAUAACACACCUCUCUUGAGAGGAUAAAUACCUGCCCAGGAUGGGCCUGGAAUGUUUACUAAGACCGUACAGUCUACAUCUAAUUCCUAGGAGGAAUCGCUGUCAAUUAUGUGAAGAUGCCCAAACUAUUAUUUUCAAAGAUUCGGAUCUAUGAAUUGAAGGAUAUACCGCAAAAAAGAACACAGAGAAGAAGGAUCGAUAUCCUUCUAAGCAGAAAAAGACAGAAAAAAGACAUCCAGUGUAUUCUGGCACAAAAGAUAAAUGAUGAGUCCUUUUCUACAAAAAUCAAUCCAGAGGACAAUAGAGGAAUCCAGCCAACUCUUGAGACCUUGUUGAAGGACGAAAGGUGCCUUGCAGCCUUCCGAGCCUUCCUGCGGUCCGAAUUCAGUGAGGAGAAUAUUGAAUUUUGGCUAGCAUGCAGAGACUACAGAAAGACCACCUCACCGGCUGACCUGUUCUGGAAAGCAACAGAGAUCUACCAGGAGUUCCUCCAUCCUCAGGCCCAGAGAGAGAUCAACGUUGACCACCACAUCCACGAGAAGAUCAAAAGGUCCAUGAAAGCCCCUGCUCUGUGCUGCUUUGACGAGGCAGUGAGACAUGUGUACAAACUGAUGGAGAGCGACUCGUAUUCCAGGUUCCUCAGGUCAGAUGCCUACCUGGGGCUCGGACGCAAAGCCAGGACCUUCUGGUAGAGGUUAGGGGUCAAGAGUUUGUGAAUCAAGAUUCACCAAGUCCAAACAAGGAGGAUUACCAAACGAGUCAUGGAAACAUGAGACUUUAGAUCCUGAGGAUAGAACUGAAAGAUCCCCACAGGAAGUGACACAUAAUGACCACAGGAAAUGACUUAUGAGUUGGAGAAGAAGAAGAAAUGAGUAUAGAGUAUGGAGAAGCAUUGAGUGUUAGAGAUGAGUGAUGUGUGGUGAUGAGUAGUGUCAAUGAUUCAGAGUGCUAAACAGUACAUUUAUUCAAACAUCUAGACUGACUGAUGCAUCAAAAGUGGCGUUGGCGUAAAAAAAAUGUGUGUAUAGGGAAUCGUUUUAGGUAAGAACAGAAGGUACAGAAUGUCUAAAUGGAAGGACUUACAUUACAAAUGAUUACAGAAAUGAGUUACGUAUGGUUACAGAAAUGAGUUACGUAUGGUUACAGAAAUGAGUUACGUAUGGUUACAGAAAUGAGUUACGUAUGGUUACAGAAAUGAGUUACGUAUGGAUACAGAAAUGAGUUACGUAUGGUUACAGAAAUGAGUUACGUAUGGUUACAGAAAUGAGUUACGUAUGGUUACAGAAAUGAGUUACGUAUGG